This is a messenger RNA of Acanthosepion pharaonis, 720 nucleotides long. NCBI's taxonomy places the organism in Eukaryota, Metazoa, Mollusca, Cephalopoda, Sepiida, Sepiidae. The record is from the annotation of a GenBank genome assembly.
AUGUACAGGUUUGAUAUCAGGGGACUUUACUACCCAACUCAGUUGUACCGCUCUCUCAAUACACUCCAGGAUGAAGUAAACAAAAGAGUCUCAUUCGUAUAUAAAUAUGUCACACACGUCGGUAAAGUUUACAAUUUUCGACCGGUUCAGCCUUAUAUUCUUGUGGCCAGGACUAAUUCCGUGUCGGAUUUAGCCCAUCGAAAGGCCACUGAGAUUGUAGCCCUGAUGAUAAAGAAUAUGCCAUCCAAAGUAUUUAUUCCUUUAACCAGAUCAAAUGGUGUCGGUCUUUUCUCUGCUCCUGAAGGAGUGACCAUAUAUCCAGAGAACAAGCAAUUGGCUGACAGACCCGAAUGUUACGGCCGUUGCAGUGGACAAUGUGCAAUUACAUGCACAUUUGAUGGUCGCAAAUGGUCACGUGUUGCUGGACUAACUAACUCUCGCGCUGUAUGCUUGGACGAUAUAGUACUAUGUAAUGCGCGGGACCCCUACGGCCGAAAGGAAAACAUUUUGAGUCACGAAUUUGCUCACCUUAUCAUGAGAUAUAUGCCGUCGACCUGGAGUAGUAAGAUUUCUAGGGCUUACCGAUUAGCAAAAUCCAGACGAACUUGGAAAUUGGGCACGUACGCCAUGGCCACUGAAUGGGAAUAUUGGGCCGAAGCAUCAGAAGCUUUCUUCCUUAACGUCCUCAGAACAGAUGUCACCGGCGGCAUGAACAUGUAA